AUGGCUACAUUGAAUGCAGAUGAUUGUGACUGUGGCUUCGUUGAUUCGAAAGACCCUACACGAAGCAUCUUUGCAAAUCUGUUCGCGGUGAACUUCACGUCCGCCAAAGUUCAGCAACUGGAAGAUCUUUUCAUGCCUGCGAACUACGAUGUGAUCCAAGUCGUCGCGCCUUACACUCGGGACUACUCAGUCGACCAAUUGCAGUAUUCCAGUACUGGACUUGAUCUCACCGUCUCGCCUUCCACCGAUGGCAAAAACAUACCUUGUGCACAGAUCAUUACCAAAGAGAAAGCGUUCUUCUAUGGCUCGUAUCGUGCGCGAAUACGCGUUGCGACCGAGCCUGGGACAGUCGCAGCUUUCUACAUCUACAAAAAUGACAGCUCAGAAAUUGACAUCGAAUAUCUCAGCGCCUGGACAGAGCCGACAUUACUGUACACCGUCAAGCCGCAGGUCUAUUUACCAAGCGGCAACCCCGACGAUAGCACGUACCAGCGGGAACGAUGGUCAGGACUAGACGACGAAUUCCGUGAAGAACCCCAUGAGUGGUCCUGGACAUGGCUUCCUGACAUCGUCUAUUUCGGCAUCGAUGCGAAUUACCUGAAAAAUAUUACAGCCAAUGUGCCCCAAGCACCUGGCCGCAUCGCCCUCAGUCAUUGGUCCAAUGGUGAUCCACACUACUCACUUGGACCCCCGAAACAGAACACCACGAUCACGGUGUCCUUCCUUCAGGCGAUUUACAACGACACGAGUAUGCCUAUCCUUCCUUGUGAGCGCAGCUCAUCUGCAUGUCUCAUUGCCGAUGGCGCAAUUAUGAGCAGCCUUGCCCCCAACAUAACGUCUCAAGGAGGCCCCAGCGUAACGUCUCAAGGAGGUUCUGCGUCCAGUCCACCACCUGUAGUAACUCACAUGAAUGCUGGGUCUCGAACAAGCAAUGGGGCUCUCGGAUGGCUCCUGAUGUGCUACAUUUUUGUCCCGUGGCUGGGGUGGUGGCGCUCAACAUUCGCCUGAGAUACCUUGUGUUGUGCAUUCGGAAUGAUCGGGUUACACAGCGUCUGCCACGAUUGCUACUGUAUUUCGGGUCGGUUGCACGUAAACAGGGCUAAGGAAAGGCUAAAGAUUUAAUGAACGUUCAUCGCAC
Molecule: messenger RNA, 1138 nt
Organism: Pseudocercospora fijiensis CIRAD86
Lineage: Eukaryota; Fungi; Ascomycota; Dothideomycetes; Mycosphaerellales; Mycosphaerellaceae
Product: glycoside hydrolase family 16 protein
Exons: 1
Coding region: 1-1008 (335 amino acids)
Biological process (GO): carbohydrate metabolic process
Molecular function (GO): hydrolase activity, hydrolyzing O-glycosyl compounds
Source: RefSeq, a predicted model, not a curated record